Messenger RNA from Plectropomus leopardus (leopard coralgrouper), 1382 nucleotides. NCBI's taxonomy places the organism in Eukaryota, Metazoa, Chordata, Actinopteri, Perciformes, Serranidae. The record is from RefSeq and is a predicted model, not a curated record.
AUGGAGGAGCAGCUUAUCAUCGCCGUCAUCGCUCACCCAGAGCUGUACGACAGUUCCUGUCCCUUGUACAGGGACAGGAACAAGAAAGACCAGGCCUGGGUGAGCGUGAGCGAGGUGUGUGGACUAUCUGUUGAACAGUGUCGUAAAAGGUGGAAGAGCCUCAGGGACACCUACAUUAGGGAGAGGAGAAAAGUGCCAAGGAGUGGGGCAGCAGCAGGGACAGCCAAGAGGUGGAAGUAUCUUGGGGUCCUGUCUUUCCUCGACCCCUUUGUCGCCCCAAGACUCACUAGUGGGAACAUGGGGCAGGGGGUCGAGGAAGAUGGGACCCCAGAGCAGAGUAGGGAGUCGGUGGAGGACGAGGGAGAGACAGCAGGUCCAUCACAGAGAGAAGAAGAAUAUCAGGAUGAGGAGGAGGAACCUGCUGUCUCUCCCUCAGCUCCCGGCUCCCCACCUGCUGCUGCUGUCCCUGCUGCUGCCCCUGCUGCCUUGGCAAGACCACAGUUUAGACGAAAGAAGACCCAGAAGAGGGCGAGGGAGGCAGAGGAGCAACGCCACCAAGAAAUUGAGGCCCUGCUCCUCGAGGCCCUGCGGGCCCGGCCACCUCCACCCUCGGCACCCCAACCUCCCCCCCGCUCCGAGGAUCAGUUAUUCCUCGAUAGCCUGGCUCCUUCCCUGGAGAGAUUGGAGCCCCAAGUAAAGGCCUAUGUUAAAUUUCAAAUACACAAAAUUAUUUAUGAAGCCAGCACAGUUGUGCUACUUAGCUUGUUUGAGCGUGCUACGAGCGAGCUAAAUAGCUUCCACAGACACACUUCCACAUCAUCGUAAUUUCAACAGUUUAUUUGGGAUUUAACAGACAACUUGACAUGCAAGACUGAUAUAACCUCUGUUCAUCUGUCCUCCUGAGUGCUCGGUUUCUUUACGUGGUAGGCCUACUGGACAUGCAUGCUGCGUUCAAUGAUGUUCAGAAAAUUCCAGCGUAGCGUCGGAAAUCUCGUUUGGUUUGGUUAUUCCCUAUAAAUUUCACUAUUUAAUACACUUUGCAUUGACAACAGUGAGUGAGUGAACUUUAGACAACUUCACUUCCUACUUUUGUGUGUUUCCUGCCAGUUUGAUAACUGAGCCCGCCCUGAUAGUUUCACCUGUCCCUUAUUACCUUUCCCUAGUAAAUUUACUUUGUGUUCCAAGUUCAUCUCAGUUUGUUGUGUCUAUGUUUCUGUAUUUUCUCAUUUGAAGCUUCUUUGGUUUUUAAUCAUCUUUUGUCAUUUUGACUGUUGUGUUUUUGGACACCUGCUGGCUCUUGGUCUGACUCCUGUGUACUUGUGAAAGAAACUUCUCCUGACUUUAGCUUCUUUUUUUGUACUGAGUCAUUCAUUUCAGUCCUC